Messenger RNA from Meira miltonrushii, 2562 nucleotides. RefSeq lists its product as uncharacterized. Lineage: Eukaryota; Fungi; Basidiomycota; Exobasidiomycetes; Exobasidiales; Brachybasidiaceae. Gene Ontology annotation, molecular function: DNA binding; protein binding; transcription regulator activity. The annotation marks the transcript as partial. Gene Ontology annotation, cellular component: SBF transcription complex; MBF transcription complex. The record is from RefSeq and is a predicted model, not a curated record. The transcript has a single exon.
GGUGCAGCCAAAAGCAUCUAUCUGGCAACAUACUCUUCCGUAGCAGUUUUUGAGCUCAUGGUACGUGGAAUUGCAUGUAUGCGUAGACGAACAGAUGGAUAUAUCAAUGCAACACAAAUCUUAAAGAUUGCAGGAAUCGAUAAAGCAAAACGAACAAAAAUUCUAGAAAAGGAAAUCCUAACAGGUGAACAUGAAAAGGUACAAGGUGGAUACGGUAAAUAUCAAGGAACUUGGAUCCCUCUCAAACGUGCUCAAGAAUUAUCUGCUACCUAUCUUGUCGCCCAUCUCUUGCAGCCUCUUUUGGAAUUCGAUCCCUCCAAAGCAGGAAGCGUUCCUGUUGCUGGUAAACGCAAACGUCCAAACCCAAACGCUCCAGCUGCAAGUGCUUUCCAUCGUCAAUCAUCCGGAGCUCCACCUGCAAAGGGUACUGGGGCCAAAGCAUCACCUGCCCCUGUUUCAGCAUCAGCCUCUACAACUACACUCGAUCCUUCUGCUCCCGGACCAAGUCUGCAACCUCGAUUCAUCUCUUUGCGCCCACCACCGGGUGUUUCCCCUUCCGACUCCUUGAACGGAUUGUUGGAUUCUGGCAAUCUGGUCUUCCCUCGCGGAACCACUGCCGAACAAAAGGAGACUUUGAGCAAGUAUUCUUCUCAUGGCUACACACCUCAAGGUGUUCCACUACCGAAUGGAAAGAGUGCACAAGCAGAAGAAGUUGGCUCUAAAGGAAAGAGAGGAGCUGACUCUGCUUUCGGUGAUGAAGAGGAAAUUGGUGAGGUGAAAAGGCAGCGUGCCAAUGGAGCGGCAGAUGAGAGUAUGGCGGAUUCAUCUUUCAUCUUGGGUCCAUCACCAGUAAAAGAUUUGAAUGCUUUGGGAAGAAUCUCAUCUCCCACAUCUGCAUUACGUGGAGCAAGAGCGCCUACGAGACUACAUCGAGUCGCUUUAGGCCCACCUGAUGCGUUCAGACAACUUCAAUUGGACGGAACAAGAUUCGCUGAUCGUCCACAAAUCAUACAAGAAGGUGAUGAAAUAGGAAGACGGAUGCGAUCAAAACUCUUGCAAUUGUUUGUUGAUGAACGCCUCUCGCAGGCCGACGCGGAAGAUCAAUCAGAACAAGUUACUGUACAUGAUGAGAGGAAGUUGGACGAGUUAUUGAAUGAGCUACGGGUAGCUGCUCAAUCUGUCGAGGAAGGGCAAACAGAUGAAGCAACCGGUGUUGCACAAAUGAACGGUCACGCUUUGGAUGCCAGUACACCUCCUCCAUGUGUGGAUUUGGUGAUUGAUGAACAUGGACAUUCUGCUUUGCAUUGGUCAGCUGCAUUAGCAAAGAUCAAUUAUGUUCGUUUCUUGUGCGCUCGUGCUCCUUCAUCUGGUGGUGCAAACACUCAUUCCGGUAACCAUGCAGGUGAGACACCACUUCACAGGACAGUUCUUGUGUCGAAUGCAUACGAAUCAAGCAGUUUCCCCGCAUUGCUUCACCUACUAUCACCAAGUUUGCACACGAGAGAUUAUCGUAAACGGACAGUUGUCCAUCAUAUUGCAUUAAUCUCAUCAGUCAAGGGCAGAGCAACGUCAGCACGCUAUUAUUUGGCUUGCUUGUUAGAGUACAUUGCCAAAUAUCAAGGUGGUCGAUAUGCGGCCUUGAUUGAUGCACAAGACGAUGAAGGAGAAACAGCAUUAAGCAUCGUUGCGAGGAUUGGAAAUGUAAGCAUGAUUAAGAUGCUUUUGGACGUAGGUGCAAGAAAGGAUAUUGCCAAUGAGCUUGGACUUAGAGCAUCCGAUUGGGGCAUUGAUGCAGUUGAUAAUGCUGAAAGUGCCGAAGCAGGUGCUCCUGGCGAUGGUCUAGCAGAUGCGACAAAAGACAAGCCUACUGAAGCAGUGACUGCACUAACGCGACCUCCUCGUGCACCUGUUCAAAAGAGCAAGGAUGUCUUGGAGCAAAUGGGAACAGUAUUGCAAGAUUUAGCAGACGUUUUCCAGAAAGAACUCACCGAUAAAGGAGAAGCACUUACCAUCGCACAAGCCCACCUACAAAGCGCAACAAGAGAAUUAGCUUUGCGUAGAAGAAGAAUUGCAGAAAGUCAAUCUCACGUUGCUGAACGAGAUGAGGCACGAAUGAGAAGAAGAAAUAUUGGCAAAGUGAUUCGAGAGCAAUUAUUGAUGUUGGGUGAAAGUGCAGCAUCUACAAUAGAGAGUAUCGAUGAAGAAGGGCUGAUUGCCGAAUUUGUCGCUACACACGGUCAAGAUAUCAUGGAACUCGAUGAAGACGAAGAUGCCCCAUUCAAAGAUGGUGAAAAGGGUGACGAGCUGGUACGAUGGAGAUGGUUAGAGGGAUGGUACAAGGAACUCCUACUUUCAUUAGAAUCAAAGAUUGAUGCUUUGGAAGUGAGUGGAGCGGAAAAGAUGAGUCAAUGUAGAAAAGUUGUAGCAAUGUGCUGUGGCGUUCAAGAAGAGAAAGUGGAAGGAAUUUUGGAUGAUUUAAUGGUUGCUACCGAAUCAAUCGGUACAGAAGGCGUUAAUCUUCAACGAUUGGCAGGAUUCCUCUCAAAGGUAAAAGAGACAAGG